AUGUCAGUGCAGUGUCUUCCCACUUGUGCCUGCUAUCCUGCUGAAGAUGAAGGGCUGCAGACGCACAGACUGCCUUGCAAAGCCUCUGUCCGGACUUUUUGAAAAACUCGGAUCAACAAUAGGCUCCCGUCCUUUUUAUUUUUUAAUCAUCCCUCUUAUUGUCUCAACAGCACUUGGUGGAGGUUUCUUUUUUCUCAAGGACAGGGAGGACAAUGAUCUUGAGCAGCAGUUCACACCCAGGAAAGGACCCUCAAAAGCAACAAAAGCUUUUGUCAAGGAAAACUUUCCCUACAAUGACUCCAUGUUUUCUGACAAAAGGCUGUACGACAUGGAAAAAUUUGCUUCCUUCAUUGCCGUGUCAACUGAUAACCGUAACAUGCUGGAUAAUCCAGCCUUUGAGGACCUCAUCAGACUCAACGAUAAGAUCCUUAACAUCAGUGUGAACUCUAAGAGAUCGGGUUUCAGUGAGCUGUGCGCCCAAGUCAAUGGAGAAUGUGUCUCAAAUGCCAUCUUGGAAAUGAUUAGCUCUAAUGAAACGGAUCGAACCAGCUUAUUCUACCCGGUACAUAACCACAGAUCCAGACCAGUCUUCCUGGGUUAUGUGCUCGGUGGAGUUAUUACAGAUGCCAACAGCUCAGUCAUAAGUGCUCAGGCUGUAAAGCUCUUCUACUACUUGGGGACUCAAGAAAGCACAGAUGAAGCUUCGAAAAUAUGGCUGAGAGGGUUCAAAGCGCUCUUAUCAAACGAGGGGGACAGCGAACACAUUGAUGUGUCGUACUACACCUCCAAAUCCAAGCAGGAGGAGAUUAACAGUCACACUACAGAUGGCUUCCCUUUAUUCCUCACCACUUAUGCCCUGGCCAUCACCUUCUCAGUGAUCUCCUGCAUGAGAACGGACAAUGUGAGGAACAAGGUGUGGGUGGCGGUCUUUGGCGUCCUCUCCUCCGGGCUGGCAGUCAUCUCCUCUUUUGGCUUGCUGCUUUACAUUGGAGUGCCGUUUGUGAUCACUGUCGCAAACUCUCCGUUCCUGAUUCUUGGAAUCGGUCUCAACAACAUGUUCAUAAUGGUGUCCGACUGGCAGCACACCAGGGUCACCGACCCCGUCCCUGAGCGGAUGGCUCACACUUACAAAGAAGCCAUCAUGUCCAUCACCAUCACGGCCGUGACGGACGUCCUCAAGUUCUUCACUGGCAUCGCGUCUGACUUCCCGUCGGUGCAGGCUUUCUGCCUGUACACCGCAACAUCCAUCAUAUUCUCCUACAUCUACACAAUCACCUUCUUCGGAGCCUUCCUGGCUCUCAACGGCAAGCGGGAAGCCGACAACAGGCACUGGCUGACCUGCAUGGUAAUACCAACAGAGCAUUCUGAACACCGCUCUGAGAUGUUUAACAUCUGCUGUGUGGGAGGAGGCUAUGAUAAAAACACUGGAGCAGAAAAAAAACAGCCAACCAGCAAUUUCUUCAAGGAUUACUACGGCCCAUUUUUGAUCAAAGCCUGGGUCAAGGGAGUGGUAAUCUUCCUGUACGUGGCGUAUUUAGCUGCAAGUAUUUAUGGAUGUUUCCACGUAGAGCAUGGGAUUGAGCUGGCUGAUCUUGCGGCUGACGACUCCCACGUCACGAGAUUCAACUGGAAGGACCGGCAGUAUUUUUCCGCUUACGGUCCAUCUGUGAUGGUUAUUGUGAACGAGCCUUUCCCAUAUUGGGAUAAUAUCAAGAGGUCACAACUUCAAGGAUGUAUGGAGGACUUUAAAAAGCUCCAGGUUGUAGAUGAGGAUGAAUACACGUGUUGGCUGGACUCUUAUUUGUCAUACGGACUGGAGAGACAGUUAAACCUUGAUGAUAAGGAUGUUUUCCUCAGAAAUCUCCCCAAGUUUUUUGAUUUAUAUCCUUUUUUCAAGCAAGAUGUGAACAUCACUGCAGAUUCCAUCUCUGCAUCCCGGUGUUUCAUUCAGACUGUUGACAUUGCCAACACCAGCAUGGAAAUCUACAUGCUUAAAGCCCUUAAAUCCACAGGAGGCAGAUGCCAGGUGACUCCUUUAUCAGUCUACAACCAGGAAUUCAUCUUCUACGACCAGUACGACAUGGUAGUGAGCAGCAUCCUCAAAAGCGUCGGCGUGAUCGCGGCUGUGAUGUUUGUCGUCUCUCUCCUGCUGAUCCCCGAGCCCCUCUGUUCAUUAGCAGUGACGUGUUCCAUCGGUUCGGUGACGGCUGGGGUGACCGGUUUCAUGACGCUGUGGGACGUCAGCCUGGAUUCCAUAUCCAUGAUCAUUUUCACCGUCUCCAUCGGCUUCACCGUCGACUUCUCGGCUCACGUUUCUUACGCCUUCGUCUCCAGCAAGAAGUCGAGCCCGAACGACAAGGCCGUUGACGCCCUCUCCAAUCUGGGUUACCCCAUCCUGCAGGGCGCCCUGUCCACAAUUUUAGGGGUGUCGAUUUUGUCCGUGUCUGAAUUUCACAUCUUCAGAACAUUUUUUAAGCUCUUUUUUCUCGUCAUGGUCUUUGGGAUGAUCCACGGCCUUGUUUUUAUGCCAGUAGCCCUGACGAUACUCACGUGCAGAUCAGAUAAAGAUGAGCCCGAAGAGAGUAAUUUUGAAGUGAGCAAAUUAUAACCAUCGCUUGCACAGUAGCUAUAGUUAGGCAGAUAUGAUCAAUCAUGUUCCAAAAGAAAAAAAUACAUCAUGUCUAUGGUGUGUGGUUGCCUUGAGUUUAAUCGUUAGAUAGAUGUGUGUAUUUGUAUGAGUUUGUCUAGCCUCAAGGUUCGCCUUUUUGUUUUUCCCUAAUUGAUCACACUUAUGUCAAUGUACUGAGAGCUGCUGACUAUUUUUUUUACUAUGCUGGAAAAUAAAGUUUUCAUAAUAAACUGUGUUUCUACUUU
This is a messenger RNA of Mugil cephalus (flathead mullet), 2874 nucleotides long. Its product is annotated as patched domain-containing protein 3-like. The transcript is spliced from 4 exons. Gene Ontology annotation, cellular component: membrane. The record is from RefSeq and is a predicted model, not a curated record. The coding region runs from base 47 to 2608 and encodes 853 amino acids. Lineage: Eukaryota; Metazoa; Chordata; Actinopteri; Mugiliformes; Mugilidae.